Molecule: messenger RNA, 1119 nt
Organism: Impatiens glandulifera
Lineage: Eukaryota; Viridiplantae; Streptophyta; Magnoliopsida; Ericales; Balsaminaceae
Product: alpha carbonic anhydrase 8-like
Exons: 1
Coding region: 1-1119 (372 amino acids)
Source: RefSeq, a predicted model, not a curated record
AUGGAGUGUAACAAAGACGAAGCCAGUCGGGCAAAGGAGAUUGCAGAAAAUAAAUUUCAAGCGAUGGAUUUAGUUGGUGCUAAAAGAUUUGCUUUAAAAGCAAAAUCUCUUUACCCGAAUCUCGCCGGGAUUGAGAAGAUGGUGUCGACUCUGGAUGUUUAUAUUUCUGCAGAAAGGAAAAUAAACGGGGUAACAGAUUGGUAUGGAGUAUUGGGUGUUGAUCCAAGUGCAGACCUUGUUACAUUGAAGAAGCAUUAUAGGAUGAUGGCUCUGAUGCUUCAUCCGGACAAGAACAACACAAUUGGGGCUGAUGGAGCUUUUAAGCUCAUUUCUGCAUCCUGGAAUGUUUUAUCCGAUAAAGACAGUCGGUCAUCAUAUGACCUCAAGAGGGGAACAACUCUACAGAAGUAUCCGAUACCAUCAAAAGUUCCAACAAAUGGAUUCAGCCCCCAAAAGAAUGUUCCAACAACUGCACAAAGGACCCCUAAAGCUAAUAGUCCGAAGACUGCACAAAGGACCCCGCAAGAAAAUAUCCCCAAGAAGACUACACAAAGGACCCCUAAAAAGAGUGUUCCUAAGGCACCACAAACAUCAAGGAAGAGAAAGUACAACAAUGUUGUCCCUCCAGCUCCAGCCCCAGCCCCAGCCCCAGCCCCAGCCCCAGCCCCAGCCCCAGCCCCAGCUCCAGUUCCAGAUCCAGAUCCAGCUCCAGCUCCAGCUCCAGCUCGGCAUCCACGUCCUCCACCUCCAUCAUCUCUAAAGAAGAUAAGUUCGUUUUGGACCCUCUGUCGGAGCUGCAAGACCAUGCAUCAGUACACUCUAAAUUACCGGAACUAUUACAUUCCAUGUAUUAUUUGUCAACAAUUAUUUCCGGCAAUUGAAAUUACAGCACCCCCUAAUCAUCAUCGAGGAUACAUUUGUACCCUUCGAGGUAAAUCGAACCAAGAACAGGUUCCGGUUUCUGGACCAGCAGCUGGUGGAAGUUCGACAUCUUUCGAGACUGGUUCGACAUCUAAGGAGGCUGCCAAUGGGUAUGAAGAAAUGAAAAGAGAAUCAAGUAUGCCGCCACCCAAAACAAGAAAAUUCAGCUUAUUUGGUGUUAAAAUUAUUGACAAUUAG